AUGGCCAAGGACGACAAAACACUCGCAGAGGUGGAUGGCGUCGAGCGCCUGCGCAAGGAAGCACGACCAGACUUCUCUGUGCCGCCGCCGCGCAAGCAGCUGCCCAAGGACAUCAUGGACAAGCUGGAAGAUGAGGGCGUGUGGGAUUCCAUCUCAGACGGAAGAGCAGAAGACACGACCGACACGUCGAUCCGUUAUGCCGCCUACGCAACCCGCAUCCGCACCAUCAUGCUCUCGGCCCACCGCUAUGUAGCCUACACGUCCGACAUCGGCGAGUCCUUCCGACCCAUUGCCCACCCCUACCUGGUCAAGGGCGCAUACGCUGUCUCCUGGCUCUACCUGACUGGCGAUGUCGCCCACGAGGGCUACAAGGCCUACGUCCGCAACCAAAAGGCCCUGCACCCUGAGAACUACGCCGACGGCCCCGCCCAGAUCAACGAGCAGGCCAAGGAGAACAGGGACAUGGCAGCAACGGGACAUGCCACAGGCGUCGUCGGCCAGGUGCAGCAGCUGGCGCAGAAGGCCACGAGCACUGAGGGCGUGAAGCUUGGUGGCCAGGGCAGCGUGUUGACGGGUGGGGAGGUGGUUGCUGGAAGAAUACCUGCAAUUGAGGACUACAGAGCGGUCAUGGCGCAGAGGGCCAUCUUCCAGGCCGUUGCCUCGAUGGGCCUGCCUGCGUUCACGAUUCACAGUAUCGUCAGGUACUCUGGCCGUGCGCUGAAAGACGCCAAGAACAAGACCCUGAGGACGUGGGGUCCAAUCGGCCUCGGUCUCGCAGCCGUCCCCUUCCUGCCCUACAUGUUCGAUGAGCCGGUCGAGCGUGCGACCGAGUGGCUGUUCUACAACGGCUUCAAGCUGGUCGGUGGAGAGAAGGCGGUCGAGGGGCGCCCGGUGACUGGCGCAAAGGAGCUGAGGAAAGAGGAAAGCCAGUCUACUCACCUGAAGGAGCUGUAG
Molecule: messenger RNA, 954 nt
Organism: Ascochyta rabiei
Lineage: Eukaryota; Fungi; Ascomycota; Dothideomycetes; Pleosporales; Didymellaceae
Exons: 3
Coding region: 1-954 (317 amino acids)
Biological process (GO): mitochondrial fission
Cellular component (GO): mitochondrion
Source: RefSeq, a predicted model, not a curated record